GAAUCUCUCUCCAGGUCCGACCCCUCCCACUCCGGGUGAGCCCUUUAUUUGUCAGCCUUUAGGAGAACUCUCUUAAAUACCGCGAGCGCCUCGUGCACGUCGGCUGCAUCUGACCAACUUGUCUCGCUCUCUCGCUCUCUUUUUUUAAUUAUUAUUCCCCAUCUCUCUCUUCCUUCUCCUAAACGCGUCCUCGUGCGUCCUCGCGCCUCCCGAGCAGCAUGCAGGUGUCUGCGGGCCUCCUGGUGUCCAGCGCGGCGCUGCUGCUGCUGCUGCUGCAGGGAUGCUGCACCGCCGUGAAGGGAUGGAAGGUACUCAAGAACGGAGCCACCGAGAUUUUACCGGAGUACCGAGGGAGCACUCCUCAGGAGGCGAUACUGCAGGAGAACAACAACCAAAACAACAACAACAACCACAACCACAACAACAGCAAUAGCAACAGGGCGAAAACCGGCGGAAGGACAGCGAACACAGUCUCCUACACCACCGCGGAGCUGAGCUGCAGGGAGCUGCGCUCCACCCGCUACAUCACCGACGGGUCCUGCCGCAGUGCCAAGCCGGUGAAGGAGCUGGUGUGCUCGGGCCAGUGCAUGCCCACGCACCUCAUGCCCAACUCCAUCGGCCGCGGCAAGUGGUGGAGGGGCAGCGCCUCGGACCACCGCUGCAUCCCGGCCCACUCCCGGACCAGGAGGGUCCAGCUGCACUGUCCCAACGGCAACACGCGGACUUACAAGAUCCGCGUGGUCACCUCCUGCAAGUGCAAGCGCUUCAGGCCCCAACACAACCUGUCGGAGGCCAAGGAGGUCCCGAAGACGCAGCGCAACAAGAAGCACGGCCGGAGCAAGAACAUCACGCCGACGCUGACGGGCAACUCGUACUGACGCUCCUCUUCUGCACGACGAAGCACACACACACACACACACACACACACACACACACCGACUAACUGAUCUCAUUUGAAUUGGGAGGAAGUGCGAAAGAAAUAUCAAAGAGAUUGAAUUCAUAAGCUAAUUGCUGGGCUGGUUUUUAAAGUCAUCAGUCUUUAUUUUGUUUUCUUCAUAUUUGUGAACUCUGCUGCUUCUUUGCAUGAGAAAAGGAGUCGGGGCCAGGAGCCUUUCGCCACAGCUGCGACCGCUCCGGGGAUGUAGCACCAUGUUGGAUCAUUUCUGAUCGCCCCAAACAGCUCCGCUUUUCUUUUCUUUUUUCUUUCCUCCACGCAAAACAGAUUUCGUUUAAUGAGAUGUCCUCCCGCGAGGAUUUCGAGCCCAUCUGUGCAAACAUCCAGCGGAUGCAGCGCACACGUUUAGAAGAAAAAAAAAAAAAAAAAGCUGAAAAGGUGUAUUUUUGCUCCAGAGUGGUUGUAAUCCAUCUCCGUUUGGCUCUGUGUGUACGCGUGUGUGUGUGUGUGUGUGUGUGUGUGUGUGUGUGGAGGACAUGGCGGCAUCUUCGGGGGCUCUGAACGGUGGGAUGUUGACAGGUUUUCGAGAGGCCCCGGCCCGGGCAGCUCACUACAAACCUCGGGCCACAACCCGGCCUGUCAGUUACAGUCGCGCCUUUCCAACGACACGAGUCGGGAGACGCUGAGAGUAGGAGAAAAGCAAUUUUGACACCACGGGAGCCCUGGGCAUUCCUGUGAGUCCCCCUAAUUGCUAAAUUAGCUCAUUCCUGUGCUAUUUGAGUCAGGGAGGAAGAAGCCAUUUCCUCUAGAUGUAGCCAGUUCCUGUUGGUUGGAAUCACAGACAGAGCAAAAUAAAUAAAUAAUAAAGUGCACAUGUGCGUAGGAGGCAUCAGAAAGUUGAGUCGUGGUUGCGGUGCUUAAGGGCAGAGAGCGCUCCUCUGCAGCACGCCCCCCCCCACACACACCGGAAAACCUCUUUUGUUGCGGGCCGAUCAAGGCGAGAUCCACCCGCUUUCUGUCGGAGGCGCUUCCACUCCCUCUCUGCUCCCAUUCUGUAAAUAGCCCAAACAGGAAAGAUAGGAAUACAAAUCACCUGAUGGAAACAAUAAUUGCAUCGUUGCAUGGAGUGAUCAAAAUCUGACGGUGCAGACAACACCGCCUCUUUCCAGCUACGGCCUUUUUCCAACUCAUAUUCCCCCCCCUGAUUUAAUAAUAACUUUCUCUAAACUGUACUGACAAUGUUUGCUUGUUUUCCUGAUUGUGUGUUUGUGUGUGUUUUGUUAAAUGGCAACUGGAAGGGGUCGUCGUCUUGUAAGCGGAGAGCUGUGAUUGUACAUAUCAAACCUGUUCGGGGGUGUUUGAGGGGGGGGGGGGGGGGCAGGGCUGUUUUUUUCUGCAGACUCAAAAGAAGGACUGUUAUAGAGAAUGAACUGCAUAUUUAUUUUUUAUUUCCACAUUUAAAUUAUUUAUGCAACCUUUUUGUAGUAAAUGAUAGCCAUAGUUUGUCUUAUAGUUUGAUAGAGACGUUGGGGAUGAAAUACUGUACAGAACAUGAAUAAAGUAAAGGCAGAUAUAUUUGAAAGAG
Molecule: messenger RNA, 2480 nt
Organism: Pseudoliparis swirei
Lineage: Eukaryota; Metazoa; Chordata; Actinopteri; Perciformes; Liparidae
Gene: sost
Product: sclerostin
Exons: 2
Coding region: 219-878 (219 amino acids)
Biological process (GO): negative regulation of Wnt signaling pathway; ossification; negative regulation of BMP signaling pathway
Molecular function (GO): BMP binding
Source: RefSeq, a predicted model, not a curated record